GCCUCCGGCUGCCAGGGGAGCGAGCUGGGGGGAACAGAGAGCGGAGGGCGGCGGCGGCGGCGGCAGCAACAGCAGUAAAAGCCGCCGAGCCAGGAACCGGCCCCGUCGAACAAGCGCCCAGCCGAGGGAGCUGCGGGGCUCCCGCUGCAGGUGGUUCCACCACGAGGGCGGCGGCUGCCCAGGCUCCUCUGGGGGCUGCCUGGGGCGGGUUCCGACUACUCGCCCCCCAGGAAAAGCCCGGACUACCACAGGUCCGCCUGGACGUAAACAGAGACACAGACUAUUCCACUCGGGUUUGGUCCGCCUGCGAACUCCGGAUCCGCUCUGGAGGUGGCGGGGAGAGGGCGGGGAGUAAGGAUACACUGAACACCGCCGCCUGACAGGCGCCGAGAUCCCCUCCGGGAUGGAAGGAACCCACCUGGUGAGCAAACCCGUCGUGGACAAGAAUUGAUCCACACACCAUCCCUCGGGGCUCCGGAGAGACUCCAGAUUUGCCUAAGGAGGGAGAAGGAGGCCGAGAAGGGAUUGGUCGGAAGCCGAGAGAGGCGGAGAGGGGAGGAGAGAAAGAGAGAUCCACGAGCAUCACUUCUGGCAAGAGAUCUACCAGAUCCGAGAUCUUCGUCGGCGGCUGAAGCGGUGAAGAGAGCUAAGAAGGGUGAGGCGGGACCCCGUCCCGUCUGACCGCCGGAUCCUCACCCAGGAAGACCGGGGGAGAUGAGCCACCGCGCUCGGACUCUAGUGGAUUCCAGAUCCUUUGGGGACAGCCGGCUCGGAACGUGGCAGAUCCGGAAGGAUACCAGCUAAGCUUGCGCCCCGUCGAAGUGCGAGAGAAACUUCGCUUGAGACCCAAGGCGCCCUCGGGCUGCUGCACUUUCAGGACAGGAGAGGACAGUCGCCGCCCCACGGUGCCCCUUGGGGACCAGCGACAUGUGAUCCUUAGAUCCUGCGGACAGAUCAACGAGACCCUCUCCGACCCACCGACUGCUUGACAGCGACUUCCCCGGAGCAGGAAGAGGAGCAGAGGGGUAUCCGAGCCCCUCGGAUGCAAUGGCUAGUUAGCAGGCUCCACCCGCGAGAUCCCAGAAAACGACUGGAUCGCCAGCGUCCUUCGCCGCCAUCCAUGCAGACCCUGGAAGAUCCCGCCUAGAUCCUCGAUUGGCUGGCGCCGUGACAGUCCAGAGAAACCUCUCCUGUCCCUUCCCUCCCCCGGCUGGGCUCUAGCUUGGGACCCUGGCUGUUCCUACACCCUCCAGGUGUGGGGCAGCCUGGGUGCACCGGGCAAAGGGGUGACACUGUCCAGAAAUGCCCUGGGUGGUCUUUGGUCUGCUGUUGGUGCUUCUUCGAGGGUCGCGGGCUCUGCAGAGGGCAGGUGAGUGAGAACUGCGGAAGGGAAGGAGGGUCUGUGUAUUUAUAUGUGCGUAAUAGUGAGGGACAGGGAGGGGGGUAUUAGAGCCAGGGUCCUCUUCUCAGCUCUGGGAAUGGGGGCUGGGGGAGCAGGGAGUGGCCAAGCAUGGGGCAGGAGGGCUGGGAACCACGAGGAAAACCCAAAGGGAGCAGGGCAGGACUCCUGGGUCCCCCUUCACAGCUCUGGGACAGGUGUUGAAUGUGUUAAAACUUGAAAUGUAUGUUGGGGGAGGCAAGACGGCCAGGACUCCUGGGUUCUCUUUGAGACUGAUUCUACUGUCUUGAGAAGCAGGACUCCUAUAUUGUCUCUGUCCCUUGAGGAUGGGGGUCAUGUGGAAGGGCAGGGAGUGGUCAGGGAGGGGGUACAUGGAAGAGGGCUGCCGGUGCAAGAGUCCCAUUGCACUGGUCCUUUAGUUGGCUGGCAGGGUGUGUGGGACUGAUGGCCAGAGAGAGAGGAGGAUGGCUGGAGCUGCCGUUGUGGUUGGCAGCAUCAAGCCUUCCCUUGGCCUGGUAGGACCCCUUCUGGCUCCCUCCCCCCUCUCCCUCCCCCUCCCAGCCUCCCUUGCUUGGCCCGAUGAGCCCCCAGCCUCAAAGGCACAGUUCAGCGGCCACCUGUCCCGCCCGGCCCCGACGGCAGACAGACGGAGCCCAGCCGAUUUCACACACUCAGCCCCUAGACAGCUGCUGGACCCCUGCCGCAGCAGAGAGAGAGAGAGAGAGAAGAGAAAGAGAAAGUGUCUGGGACAGAUCCCCACCCCUGCGGUCCAGUUCUUCACCCACACUUUCUGGCCCAGGCGGCAUCUGUCUCCCCACUUGCGUUUUGGCUGCCGUCCAGGAUACCUGUCAGAUGGGAAUCCCAAGUGGCAGGAACUGGCUCAACAGGGUUGGGCUGGGUUAUAAUUGGGGAGGUAGGCUGCAGUCUGCAAUGCUGCUGAUGCUAGGGAUCUGCUGGGGUGGGGUGGGGGGGUAUGAAGGGCCCCGCCUCCCCCCAGAGCAAGGUAUGCUUUCCUUUCUUCAUCCUUCCCCCAACCCAACUACUUUCAAAGAUAUUCAUCAGCUUGACAAGCUAUUCCAAGAUUUGGGUCAUAGAAUCUGGGUCAUAGAAUCUCAGAGUUGGAAGGGACCAUGAGGGUCAUCGAGUCUCCAGCCCCCUGCAAUGCAGCAAUAUUUUGCCCAAUGUGAAUCUCGAACCCACAACUCAGAGUUUAAGAGUCUCAUGCUUUAUUGACUGAGCGCUCUCUCUCUCUCUCUCUUCUCUCUUCUUCAUAACAGAACAUUUUUGUGGGGAGGCUGUAAGCUGGAUAUUGUUGUUCCUUCAAUGUCCCUGGCACUUUACAAAGAAUGAAAUGGCAGGUCUCUGCCCCAACAAGCAUACAGUAUAAAACAACAGAUUCAAGUGUGGCAACAGAAGGGAGGAGGGGUAAUUGGAUGCAAGGGACAUGCGGGGAAGAAAAUGUGAUUAUUUCAGUGACGUAUACUUAACUUUAGCUGCAGUAGGCAGAGUACGUGGACCAAGAGGUAAUGCCAAAGGCUUGAUGGAACAAUAAGUUCUGUUUGUUUCCCCCAAGUGAUUUUAUCGAUAGUAAUGCAGGUAACAGGUUAUGUUUUAAUCGCCCCACCCCCCAAAAAUAAAACCAUGCCCUUUGAUUUGGAGAUUCAUCUUUUGACACCAGAACUGAUCAUAAUCACCCCAAACGUGUGCAUAUUCUGUUGUGGCACAGGCCGGGGAAGACACUCAGCGCAUGCUUAGAGGUUCUUUUUCUUCUUUAAGAUGACAUGCGGGGGUACAUUCUAGAGAGGCCAUAUCUUGGAGAAGGGGUCAACGUGGCAUCUUCAGUAUAAUAAUAAUAAUAAUAAUCAGGGAACAGUGGUUGAUGGGAAAAGCUACCGGCUGAGACACCGGGGAGCUGCUGCCUGUCUGAGUAGACAAUACUGGGCUUGAGUCUGCACCCACAUCAUGCAUUUAAAUUGCAUGGCUUUCCCCAAAGAAUCAUGAGAACAGUAGUUUACCCUGCACAGGACUAUGUCCCAGCACCCUUCACAAACUACAGUUCCCUGGGUUUUUGGGGGGAAGCCGUGUGCUUUCAGUGUGUGGUGUGAAAGCAGCCUGUGUCUGAGUCUGUAAAAUUACUGGUAGGCAACUUCACAGGAUAAGGUCUAUCAGAGAAGCCCAGCUAAUAUGGGGAUGUUCUGGGUCGAGGACCCCGGGGGCUUCACUAACUACGAACCCUGAAAUUUGGGAUCCUGGACUUUGGGGGUUGAAGUUAGUGAAGCUGACGCCAGGGGUGCAGAUGCCCCUCCUGGCAGGGGGGGCGGUGGUGCAGGGAAAAAGGGGGUUGGCUACUUUCUACCCACCCAGCAGGGAUCUAGAUGCUGAAUCUGGGCAGUAAUCAAAUAUCAGAUGGUGGCCAUGUCUGGCAUCUUUUUCUCUCUGGCACCUUUUAACAAAGGGAUUUUUAAACUCUCCCUCCCCCCCAAUCUCGACGCCACUUUCAAAGAUAAACCUAUACAGGGACUCUGAGGCAGAGUUGUGUACAGCCUCAUGCAAGUAUCUGUGGGGAGGGACACUCACUGUCGCUGGAAGAGGACAUCCUGAACCUGCCCCACCUGCUGCCCCAACAAUCACACGUGGGCAUCCGUCACCAGAACGAAGCCGUGGCUCUUCCCUGGCACAGCUCUGGAGUUGCCGUGCCUCUUGCCGGGUGCUGAGUGCAAGUGCAGCAAUGCCCUUACCUGGAUGGGCUUGGUGGGAGCUGCAGUCCAAAGCCACAUGGAGGGCACCAGGUUGGCAAAGGCUGCCGUAGGGCAAGGUUCAUCAAUGGGGUCCUCUCCACACCAAUUGAAACUGUUGUUGCCAAUACCCUAGGCUGUGGCAUGUGCUUGGUUGCUGUGGCGGUUUCUCUGCUUUGCAGACGUUCCCACGGUCCCUCAAAGGUUGGCAAUCCCAAGUGUCAGGCUUAGACCAGAGAGACCUGGGUUCAAAUUUCCCCACUCAGCCAAGAAGCUCAGUGAGUGACCUGAGGCCAAGUCAUUCUCCAUCUCAGCAUAAGCUACACCACAGGGUUGUAGUGAGGAUUAAAGGGUGGGUGGUGGUGGUAAAGGAGGAUGUUGUAGGAAUAAAAUAAGCACAAAAACAGAGGUUCCUCUUCCAGAGAACAUCUUUGAAUGGUACAUGAAGGAGGGCUCUACCCGUCACAGAUUCCCAUCCUUCCCUGGAAAUACUUCCCACCCUGCAAAGCAAGGCAUUCUCUGCUGUAUGGCAAGAAUAUAUUCAGCAAGUGAAUCUUGUCUGCAAGGCAAGCAGCUGCUGUAGAUUCUUUGCCGGUUGAACUUCUGCCUUUAUAUUGUGCGCUUGGAAAAGGCAGGACAAAAUGUUGGCAACCCCUGUGGCUACAGAGCACAAAGCCCAGCUUGUUGUCUCUUUGUUCUUUUACUAGGAUCAAAACCACAGUUUCUCUCCCAUUUCCUUUUCAACAGGAAAUGCUGGACAGUCCCUUUCAAAUUUGCUUUUUUGUGUGUUUUCCCACGUUUGCGACGCUGGGCACAGAAAAGGCCAGCUGCAGUGCAGCAGACUGCCAUUAGGGGGUGCUCUGGCUCAGGAGGCAGUUGAGCCUGUUCAUUUCUGCUCUGUUCCCCAUUCCCCCUUUAUAACAGUGGUUUUAAACCUUUCAUUUUCUUGUGAGGGUGCUGUCACUGACCACUCUCCUUAAACCAAGCAUGUUUCUCUGUGUGUGAGCACAGUCAUUGCAUACAGAAUCAAUCAAUACCCCUCUGAUGUUUUUUCUUAACAUAUUGUCGCAAAAGGGGCAGAUUCAGAGUGGCAUAAGAAAGGUAAAUUACUUUCUGCCUUUGUGGAAUGUUGAUGCUUUUGUAAUUGUGAAUACAGAACUGGAGUUAAUUUAUGCGGGAAUAUAGAAUCAUUAAGAAUAUAGUCUUUUCUUUUUUUUAAGAAGACAUAUAAACUGAUUGCCAUCACCACAUCCUGCACUAGUUAAUUAUGCUCACAUGUUUAUUGUUGGGUGAGCUAGGAUUUCUGAUCCCUAUUGUGUGGUUUUGGGCAGGGAAGCCCAGGUGUGAAGGAAGGGUAGUUGUGGAGGAUUUAUUCCGUUACAUACAUUUGCCAUUAGCGUUUAUCAACCAGCUACUUCAGUCCCCUGGAUAAUUCCCAUGUAUGCAAACUAAGCUGAUCUACUGCCUGUCCUUAAGUUGGAGAAAAGAGGUGGGGAGAGGAAAAGGGGGGGGGGAAGCAACUUCUCAUAUCCACAUUGGUCAGGCUUGUUGAAAUCCUUUCAAAUCCUUUGAAAUACAGUUUUAGUUUCACCCACCCUGUAUAAAGGAGUCUACCGUUGCUACUUUUCUGUGGCCCAUGGCUUCAGAGAUGAGCUGCAUCUUGUGGGCUUCCCCACCUCUUGUAGUUUGCAGAGUGCCUUAGAUCUUCCCUGUUUACUCUGACCUCUGCAUCCCAUGGUCCUGUCGGUAGCUGACCCACAUCACGGGGAAGAGAUAUCUUGCAGAUCAAUUUCCAGCGGGGUGGAGCAGCAGGAUGAUUACCACACGACUAAAACUGUUUAUUUUGUAUCAUAGGUUAGAAAAAAGCUCAUUCCAUUGUGUGCGCACAAUAAUAACUGUUGUUAGUACAGUGGUACCUCGGGUUAAGUACUUAAUUCGUUUCGGAGGUCCGUACUUAACCUGAACUGUUCUUAACCUGAAGCACCACUUUAGCUAAUGGGGCCUCUUGCUGCUGCCGUGCCACUGGAGCCCGAUUUCUGUUCUAAUCCUGAAGCAAAGUUCUUAACCUGAAGCACUACUUCUAGGUUAGCGGAGUGUGUAACCUGAAGUGUAUGCAACCUGAAGCGUAUGUAACCCGAGGUACCACUGUAUUAAUAUUAUUUGCUUGUAAAGUGGCAUCAACAUGUGUGGCAGAGAAAAAUGAAGGAGAUGGGUCUCUGCCCCGAGGAGCAUACAAUCCAAAAUUUGUCAUAGAGGAGGUGACGGUAGGAGGGGUAGAAAAAUAGAGGCAAAAGUAAACAGGGGAAGUAUAUCUGCUCUGUACAGUUACAUGUACUUGGGCUUAGUUGCAGGAAGGGAUAGGAACUAAGGGGCAGUGAGGAUUGUCAGGGCAGGAAUUUGGGGGCAAGGUGAGCAGGAGUGCCCCCAAACACAGCCGAGCUGGCUUACCAUCAUUUGAAGUGGGGCGUUCUCAGUGGCAGCUGGUGCCCAUUGGAACUGGUGGGUCAGAAGGCAACUGACAGUAGGUGGAGCCAGGACUGCUGGCCCAUUGGCAUGGGUUUGCAUAAUGGAUGGAGCAAGAGAUCUUGGGCCUAGUGCUAAAGACCCAUGGCUUGGCCAUCUGGAAUGCCCCUAUUUUGGAGUAAGUGAAGCAAUGCACAUUACCAUCAAAAGAGGUUGGCUUAAUGGUCUUCCAUCAGAGAAAAGGUGGGCUUUGAAGAAGGAUUUGAAGGAACAGGGGUAGCAUUCGAAAGAUGCAUUGGGUGGCAGUUCCAGGCAUGAGGGGCAGCAAGGGAAAAAGGCUCUAGCCUGCAGGACCAGCGGUCAAGGAUAAGGGGAGCAACAUCUGGGGGACCACAGUUUCCCCAUUCCUGUGCUGGGACAAAGGAGAAAGUCGAUUCAGUUUGCAUCUCAAGGCAAUCAUUUGCACCAUCCAAAACAAUAUGCAAACUGAAGGAAGCAACCCUCCCAAAAUUUGUGCUUUUCCAAAGUUGGCAGUGCAGCUUUCCAGGCAAGUGCUGUGUACAAAAAUGCAUUAUAUCAGGGAGAAUUGCUUUGCAACAAUGUACGUACAUACGAGGCAAAAUGGCAUAUAAACAAGUUGCAUUAAAAUGCUCAUGAAUGUUCACGAGGACUUAAAAAAACCCACGUAAUUGUGAACUGAUGUGCACAUAUGGAGAACUGAAUAUAAGUUAAGGAAAAUGAGAAACUGAGAAAAGCCAAAACAGGCAGAUUCACCCAUCCCUAUCCUACACUAAGGCAUAUUUUGCAUUAUGCUUUUAAGAGUUAUUUUUAACCAUAACAGCAAACACCUCCCAUUUAGAUCACUAGAGGACAACCUAUUGCAAAAGUAGCAUGCAGAACAGGAAUUUCAGCAAUGCAACAGAUGCAUUCAGGCAACAGCCCUUGGUUGGAGAAUUGGCUUUUAUUUAUAACUCGCCAUUCCGCCAAGGAGCUCUCCCCUUGUCCCGUUUUAUCUUCACAGCAGGCUUAUGAAACAGGUUACUGGCUGAGAGAGAUUGAUGAGCCCUGAGAACUUCAUAGCUGAGGGGGGAUUUGAAGCUGGUCUGUCCCCAGUCCUAGGUUGCCAGUCUAACCACUGCACCAAAUGAUCAUAUUCCUGUUCUCAUCUGUGAAAUGUUAGAGAGUAUUCUGUCUGUUGCAUCCAUUUAUUAACUGACCAGGAACAAGACCUUGGGAUCGUAGCGGAUAGCUCCAUGAAAAUGUUGACCCAAUAUGUGGCAGCUGUGUGGUGCCAUCGAGCAGGACUGUGGGGCAGAGGUCCAGAACCCCACACUCAGUAGAAGGAGCAGCCACCCACAUGUGCAGCAGGGGUGGGGCUUGCUGAAUUUCGAAACAAGGGGAAAAGCUGUAACACAGAGCACCAGCUUUUCAUGAGGAAGGUUGCAGGUUCGAUCCCGGCAUCGCCAGGUAGGGCUGGCAGAGACCCACACCCGAAAACCCUGGAGAGCUGCUGCCAGUCAGUGUUGGCACUAUGGAGCUAGAUGGGCCAAUGGUCAGACUCGGGAUAAGGCAGCUUCCUAUGUUCCACAGCUGUGCUGAUGUGGCAGACCUGCCAUCCCAAUACUGACAUCACAACUUGUACCUGGCUGGCCCUGGAGCAGGGCAGGGCAAGGUGGGGGCUGUGAGGACUGCCCUGCCCCAGUGCUGCCUAGGUAAGCCGUAGGAACAGCAAUGUUGACCGCACAGCUUUUUGUCUCUGCCCUGCAAUUUUGUCUGCUACUGGUAAUCGAAAGGAAGAGGGGGAUGAGACGGUUUUAAAUAAACGAAAUAAAACACAUGGCCAUCUAGAGAGUUCCCCCACCCCCAUAAGACCAUUAAGUCCGGAGUGUGAAAUGACCCACUGUGCACCCCAUUCCUAUCUCCAGUUUCCUUCCCCUCCUACACACCCUCGGCUGACACCUCCACAUUUCCGUGCAUCCCGAAAGCGGAGGUGGGACUCGCAUUUCAGGGGCAUAUCUGGUGCUCUGGCCGUUCUGCUGCACUGAGAUCCCCCAGACGACCUCUUUAUUGAGCAUUCCUCCAGAUUUGUCUGUGGGGAGGUUAUACAUCGGAGAACAUCCCUCUGGAUUAGUUUGCACCAAGUUCAUGUAUAACUUCCCAUCAAUCGAUCAUUAUCCCACCCUUUUCUUUGUCACUUUCCUUACCGCAGAGUAUGUUUUGAAAAGUGGAAUGAUGUGGAUUUGUUGCACCAGAACUCUUCAGUUGUGACAGUCUUAGUUUCUGGUAUGUGAUUGAAUCUGUCCUGCAAAAGAGUGACAUUUGGGAGGUGGCAGCUGUCUCUCUUUGGGACUUUUAUUGACGAUCUGCCUCACAUCCAUAUCACUGAGUUUCCUCAUCAUCAGGACGCUGAAAAGGGCAUUAAACAAGUCCUGCUGGAGCAGAUCCAAGGUCCAUCUUCCCUCACUGGUCAGUCAUGCCUCUGGGAAGCCCAAAAGCAGGGCAUGGGAGCGCAAAAGCCCUCUCCCUCGUUGUCGUCUUCCAGGUAGUGGUAUUCAGUGGUACACUGCCUCUGCUCAUGGAAGUUCCAUGUAGCCAUCAUGGUUACUAGACAGGGAUAGACUUAUUUCUCCUGAGGGCCCAGCUAGAUGUGACAGCAGGAGGGCAGCUGGCAGAAGGAGCUGGCUGCCUCAGGCGGUAGAUGUGGAGGGAUGUCAAACGGUAAUGGCAGCUCCCCUAAGCUUGCUAACUGCUGCCCUCAGGUGCGAGGGAGAGUGCUUCUCAGUUGUGAGACCUGAAGUGAAAUUUUGCUGUCAAAACUGUCAGCCUGCUUGGAUUCUGGGGUGGGGAGAGAGGGGCACCUUCUUUGCCUCAGGAAGCAAAAUGUCUUGGACCGGCCCCGUCAUGCUUUCCCUCUCACACUGGGUUGCUGUAGCCGUUCUAUCCCCCUUUCCCAGCUUGCUUCCAGUGUUGCAGCUAAGAAGACAGAAAUGUAUUUGGAGCAACUGGCUGAGGUAGCAGUAAGCUGAGGGGAGGGGUCCACACAGCAGCUCAUCGCUGUCUCUCUCCCAUGUGUAAGGCGGAGUACACACCAUACGACUUACCCCAAAGCAUCCAGAGAACUGCAGCUCGUUGAGGGUGCUGGGAACUGUAGCACCGUGAGGGGUAAACUACAGUUCCCAGGGUUCUCUGCAGUGCGCUUUAUAAACAUGAUGUGCACACAGCCUGACCUCCCUUUCCACUUGUGAGCUGUACAUACAUGUGCACGAUGGCUCCCUCACAGCCGGCCUAGUCUGAAACAUCCCCAAGCCCCCCCCCCUUGCACCUUGCGGAGGAAGAUUGGUAAGGGAAAGGUAAGUUGCCUUCUGAAGAACCUCACUGGUUUCUCACGCAAGGGCAAAUGUCCAAGGAACUCCAGGAUCCCUGGAGUGGGGAGGAGAGAGCAUGUGCGUGCACACAUGCGCUCCCGCUCAUCCUCACACGCCAGUUCCUAAAGGUGUGAAAGCGCCCUCGGCAUCUACUUAUUUAUAUAUUUAUUGAAAGAAAGGCAUUGCAAGUACUCUGGGAAUUCUCCUCUGCCCCCUUCCCUAUUGCUUCGCCGCGACAGGCUGUUGGCCUUUGGACAGCUGCAGCAGCUCCCCAACAGGAGGAAGUUCUCCACAAUGGUACCGAAAUAGCUAAUCCCACGUUUGUCGGAAUAGGGCUAUUUCUCUCCCCACCCCCCUGUGUGCGUUCCAUUGCGUUUCUUCCACAAUCCCAGGGCUCAAGAGAACAGAGAGCCCUGAGCCAUUUGUCCCUCUGAUGUCCCCACCCCCCCAAUCUCCAAGGCCACCUCACAUUCAUGCCCCCUCAACGCGCCCCGGUCCCCAAUUCCACACUCCCCCCACCCCACCCCCGCCGCUAGGCCCAAGCAGCCUGUAGCGUGGAAGGGCCCAGCUGCCAACACUCACCACCUGUUAGACAUCCAGGCUCCAGGCCUCUGUAGGCUUCAACGUCCGUCCGUCCCCACCAAGAGAUCUCCCCCCACCCCGCAAUCCCUACGCCCCCCUCCCUGCCCACCCUUUUUUGCUUUAUAUCAACCACCUGUUUAUUAUGUUCUCAGCUAUUUCCAUCCCCGGCAACAGGUGGGGCCUGUCCCCCGGGGCUUCUGUCUGCUGGGCUGGAAAGGCGUCUGGUUACACCACCGAGAGGCUUCAGGCUCGGAGGCGGGGGGGGGCAGUGGCAGGGAAGGCGAAGCGAGGCUCCUGGGCCUAUUCCCAGCUGUGGAAGGACAUUAAUAUGUCUGGGAUAGAACAAGGCCGGCUAGGAGCCAGGACUCCUGGGUUCCCAGGGAGGGACAGGGCCCAGAGCGGCCGGUUCUCUUCGCCAGUUCGGAUUACGGGCUUCCUUGCGUGGGGCACCUGAAGAACGCAGCCUGGCACUCGGCGUUAUUUUGUUGGGAAGAAGGCUGGCCGCAUCUGUGCCUAUUGUCCUUUUUGAAAUGGUACAUGUGUGUGUAGUGUAAUCAGGAUUCUGCGUCAAGAAAAUAUGCAUUCUGCAACCUGGAUUUGCUUCUGCUCUUCACGGGAAGGAGCAAGCAGGUAGGCAAGUCUCCCCUGUUGAUUCCUGGACAUGUCAUGCUCUUAUCCUCCAGAUUAAACUUCUCUGGAUUCUCUUCAUUCCCAACACAUGCAAACAACAGACCCCAAUUCCCACAGCAAGAAAGGCACUCCUGAAUUUUCACACGGCCCCACCUUUCUGCUUCCUGAUCCAGUAUCUGUGCCUUCUUCAGACUGGUCUUUGUCUGCAGUGGAAGGAGGUGGCAGAAACCUGAGGUGGUCAAAUAAGGGGCUGUACCCCAUCAGGCUGCAGGUGAAAAAUCAAACUUUGGAAUUUUCCUGCACACAGCGAAAAAAACCCGACAGCAGAGCAGAUAUUGGACUGUGCCAGAAUUUUUCUCCUUGAGGUGCUAGAUUUUCCUUGCAAGGUGUUACAUGGUCUGUUUGUUUUUUGCAGGAACAUUUAUUGACACAGGACAGACCAAGACGUUUAUCCCUGAUGAUAGGUUGCAGUUAGUCAUGCCAGUGCAGGGGAAGAACUUUGCCCAUGCUCAGAAGCACCCUGGCCCUCAUUGUUACUAUGCAUUGCAUGCUCUGGAGCUGGCCUGGCUAUGGAAACACGUUCCCUGAGGCAGUUGCUGGUGAUUUGAGAGCAAGGCUGGAACCCAUUCCCCCCCCCCCCAGACUAAAAGUCCAGAGGGACCCACUGCUGACCUUGCUAGAGGUCAAAGAGCUGGAUUGGAGGGGGGAGUCCUGUCCACCCCCCUGGUGCUUUGCCUGCACUUGACUGUCUUGGCAUGGCAGAUUAAAUGCGCCUUUGAACUCUUUGAUCUUCCUCCAUUCCCCCCCCCCCAAUAUAAGAUCUAAAAGGGUCUCCUGUGUUUCUUUUGCCUGCAGCCAAGGCUCACACGACACCCUCCACACCGAUUCCCUUUGAAUCUUCAAAGCCUCUGCAUGCUUUAACUGAUUACACAUUUAGCAUCUCUAAUCUCCUCUUGGCCCCCACCCGGGAGGCAGCCUUGGGACAUGUCCCUCUUCUUUCAAGCUUGUCUUGUCACGCUUGCUCUGAUGUUCCUCCAGCUCCACAUUUCAGAGAUUUGGGGGUGGGGUGGGGGUGGAAAGGAGGGGCAACUGGAGGUCUCUGGUGAACUGCCAGGGAAGAAGAGAGCCCCUCGUCUUGGGCCCUUGGUCGCCCUGCACUCUUAGGCCCAAGCAGCCCUCGAAUUGUAGGAGGAGAGGUAGGGUGGCCCAAGGGCACCACCAGGAGAAUGACGAAGGGGGGUCUCCAAACGCAGUAAGGCUCACCUGCCAUAUUCUGAAACAAGCGAAGGAAUACGGAAUAUUCAUUGCCAUCUCACUUAGUUCCCCCUCCACCUCACGUCCAGAGUCUAAAAUUACCUAACUGCAACUCUGGGUACGGGUGAGGGUGUAUGAAAUCCACAAGCUUCAGUCUCUGACUUGCCUGAAUUUUAUUUGUAUUGUGUCGCCCUGUACAUUUCUAAAAAAAGUACCUAAAUGGUAUGUGUCAUAAAAGGUAAGGGGGCUGGAAGCCCGCCCUUCUCUCCCUCCCGCCAGUAAUUUGACCACUGGGUUGCUCAGGUUAUUAGAACAUCUCUAAACAUUAGGCGCAAGAAACUGUGUUUUUCAACCCUGCUAACAACCGUGUUUCCCAGUGGAAUUCACAGCCACCAGAUAUCAGAAUCGUAGAGUUGGAAGGGACCAUGAGGGUCAUAUAGUCCAACCCCUGCAAUGCAGGAAUCUUUUGCCCAAGGUGGGGCUCAAACUCACAAUCCUGAGAUUAAGAGUCUUACACUCCACCAACUGAGAUUUGUUGGUCUCUGAUAGUAUGAAAACUAUCAUCUGGUGACUCAGUAGGUUUUUUCAGGAAGCUGCUGCUCCCCAUUAAUCUUGAAUCGCCAGACAAGAUUGACAGUGUAUAUUUAGAGCACAUCUAAUGCACAUUUGAAGCACACAGCUGUCCCCCCCCCCAAAAAAAAAUGAAUUCUGAGAACUGUAGCUUAUUAAGGGUGCUGGAAAUUUUAGCUCUGUGAGGAAGGAAACUACAAUUCUCAGGAUUGGGGGGGGAAGUAAUAUGUUUUAAAUGUUCACUGAAUGUGUUCUAAAUGUGGGUCAGGUCUUUUCCUUCAGAGGGGGCAGGAAUAGCACCAGAAUGCUCAACUUUUUUCAAAGCUGAUGAAACUGGCAAGGUUUCCUUCCCAGCCUUAUCAGUUCUGCAGGGGCAUGGGAGCAGCGGAAAGGGAGGAUAGAUUGCCUGAAGAAGCCAGAUUCUUUAUAUCACUCAACCAAGAGACACUUCCCAAUGAGGGAGGACAGGUUAAAAGACAAGAAAAGCCAUUCCCCAAAUGUGUGGAGGGCAGGGAGGAAGUGGUGGGCGGGAGACUGAAAUACACUUCUGAUCAACUGCAUCCUUUGAGAGGUGUCAUGAAACCAACAAGGAGGUUGAAACGGGUGUGGAAAUAUGCCAGCAAUCCCAAAAUCUGAUACAGGUGUAUUUAAAAUAGAAUGUCAACAUUCACUUACAAAUAGUAUGCAAAAGAGGCUCGAAAGGGCUUUAAAGGCUGCAAUAUUAAGGCUCUUUUUAUUGUGGGCGUAUAAAGCAACAUUCUGUUGAUGUAUUAGUAAUGUGUUGGAAGUGGAUUUAUACUGGACCGUCCACACAUCAUCUCUCUUUCUCAGCUGUCCUGUGAUGCUUCCCCAAUGCGCUCGCAUUAGUGCAUCCAGAUUUUAACUCUACCCAUUGCAUGCUCAGCAUUUUGCCCAUCGCCAGUCUCCACUCCCCCUUCUGCCCGGACAGCGCAAGUAAGUUGUGCUGUGCCACCAUACUUCCUUUCAUCCACUUUUAAAGAUUGCAUGUUUCAGCUGUGAAUUCCUGUGCAAAACCGUGUUAGUUUGCAGGGGGAGGAAACUGCAGAAGUGCCACUGUAUGUGGCAUCAACAGGAAGUACAUGGAAGUACAAGCUCCUGUGGCUCUGACCCCUCCUUGCUGCCAUACUUUGUUUUUAAGUUUUUAUCUUCAGGCUGUGAUUGCUACGCUAACCAUUAGCUCGUUUCCAUUAAAAAAUACAAAAAAAAAAAAAACCACCUCCACAGGAAUGGUGAUUAAAGAAGCAAAUUUAAUUUAGCGCCUUGAAGGACCCAAAAAAUAAAAAUAAAAAAUUGGAACAUUUGUGGUAUAACGAAUUACAGGAUUUCACAGGAAGCUUUAAAUGCAUGGGGUGUAUGCAGUUAGUGUUUUUUUAUUAUUGAACCUGCCUUGGGACCUUAGGGUGAAGGGCAGGUAACAAACAAACAAACAUCUCUGAGUGGACACAGAGCACUUUUUCCUCACAAUUCAUCUGUCAAAUCUGGCCUUUGCCAAUUACGAGUCACGCCUUCCAACUUUAGAGCAUGGACUUGGAUCCUCUGAGAUCCAGGAAUCUCCCCCUCUCCCUCUCUCUUUUGCUGUUAGAAAUGAAGCGCUAAAAGUCAGGACCUGUGAGGUCUAAAGGAUCUGGGGCAAGGCAAUGGCUAACAUCAGAAUUCCUAGGAAAUUAUCCCCGCUGAUUUCAACGAGCCUUUCUUCUGCUUCAAUAUGCAUGGAUUGUGCGAGUGUGAGUUUUCAUCAAGGCAUGCCAUGAUUCAAACCUGUCAAGCAGAGUGCGUUUUUACAACUGCUGAAUUAUGUCGCACUGGUUACCAUGCCAGUUCUGCAGACUGAAGCAAUUGAAUGGGCCCAUCUGGGACAAGGAGAUCCUGCAAGUAAACUAGUCCCAAGCCAUGAAGGUCUUUAUGUACUAAUAGUAACACCUUGAAUUUGGCACAGUAACCAACCAGCCACCAGUGCCCAUCUCUGAACAGAGGUGUUGUCUGCUGAGAAGGUCUCACCCCUGUCAGUAACCGUGUUGCAGCAUUCUGCACUAACUGCAGUAUCUGCACCAAGUGCAAGGGGAAGCCCCACACAGAGUGCAUUGCAGUAAUCCAGUUCUGAAAUUUCCAGGGCCUGAACUAUUGUGGUUAAGCUGGUAUAGGGUGGAUGGAGACCCAGGUUUACAUCCCCUCUUAGCCCUAAAUCCUAGUAGAUGAUCUGGAUCCAGCCACCAUUCUCAGCAUUCCCUACUUCACAGGGUUGUUGGAAGGAUAAAGUGUAUGCAUUUGCAACUGAGUGACUCGGGAGAAGAGUGGGAUUUUAAGAAAUGCAAUAUGUAGAUAUAUAUAUUGAUACUGUCACCUCUUUGGGAUGCCAGAGGGAAAGCGAGAGUGUGCAACGAGAAGAUUUGUCUCGCUGACCAGCCCUCCCUUCUUCUCUCCUUGCCUGCAGAGCUGUCUGAAUGUUUUAUGGUGAAUGGGGCCGAUUACCGGGGGACGCAGAACAGGACCUCUCCCGGGAGCACGGGGCGGCCCUGCCUCUACUGGAACCAGACGCGAGAGCAUGCCUACAACACCGCCAAGUACCCCAACGGCGAAUGGGGCCUGGGCAGCCACAACUAUUGUCGCAACCCGGACGGGGACGUACAGCCCUGGUGCUACAUCUCGGAGAACGAGGAAGGCAUCUACUGGAAGUAUUGUGACAUCCCAACCUGCCACAGUGAGUACAGGAGGCCUGGGUAGACUGUGUGUGUGUGUGUGUGUGUGUGUGUGUGUGUGUGAGAGAGAGAGAGAGAGAGAGAGAGAGAUGGACUGGCUGAGUGCAGAAGAAUGGUGGGAGGCACCAGUUGGGGAACCCCCAAAGGAACCCCUAGGAAAAGAAGGCUCAGAGCCAAGGGAUUGGUGGUGGGAUGGUGAUGAGGGAGAAGAGGGAGCAGGCUGGGAGGUGGUGGUGUUGGAAGCUGAAGAGGCAACAGGAUUCAGUGAGCAGGAAGAGACUCUGGAAGAGGGCAGUCCAGAAUCAGAGGCGGAAGUAGAGGCUGGAGACUAAGGGGCCAAGAGGCAGAGAUGAGUCAGGCUGGUGAAGAAGCCGGGGGUCUCCCUCUCCUGCUGUGGCAAGCGCCGCUCCCCCUGGUCUCCCAGAACCAGAAGAGGUAUGAAUAGAGCGGAGCAACGGCAGGCACACGACUGAGUCUCAGAUUGCAGAGAUGAGUCAGGCUGGUGAAGAAGCCAGGGGAUCUUCCCCUCCUGCUGAAACCAGCUCCCCAGACCCUAUCUGAGUCUCCCAAAACACACAGAUAAAUGAAGAGAGUGGAGAGACAAGACAAAGGAGUCUAAUGGAAUGGCUGACCCAGGCCUGUACAGAGCUUGUCUCGUUAGAAUAUAGUUAUAAACCCCAGUUAGCAUAGCCCUCUGAGGCUUGGGGCAAGUGUAUCCUGCUGCCCCCCACCUUACACGAGCCUGGGCUGACUCUCCAGAUGACAGCUGAGGGGCCGGAGGCCUGAGGGAACUGGUCUGUCGCAGCAGUUGCAAAAGCCUUAAGGCAGACAGACAGCUUUGUUUCUAAUCAGUGCAUGCCCCGUAACUUCAUGGUGAAAUUCUGUAACUUUUUAUACAAGUGUUCCAGGGGGGUGGUGUUGGGGUUUUUGCUCUCUUGCCCUUCCAGACAACAAAAACACAAUCACUUUGUCCUCCUCUCCAGUGCCAGGUUACGUCGGCUGCUUCUUAGAUUCUGGGACCCCACCGGCCCUGAGUGGGAGCAGCGGCACCUCCACCAAGCUUACAGUGCAAGUUUGCCUCAGCUUCUGCCGCAAGCGGGGCUAUAAGGUAAAGCUCUUUGUCAACCAUGGGCAUCUCACCUCACCUGGCCUGCCUAAUAGCAUCUUCAGGCUUAUGGCCUGGUCUGAUGUCGCAACUCUGCUGGAGUUAAGCGGAUCUCGGCCUAGUCAGUGUGUGUCUUGGAGACCAGGAGUGAAUCCGGUGUACACCAACUUGGAGUUCUAUGGUAGAAAGCCUGGGGUAUAAAUUAUGGGGUGUACUGAAGUAAGUUGUAUUCACAGUAGACCCUUUAAAACUAACAAACCUAAAUUAAUCAAGCCUAUUCAUUUCAGUGGGUAUAUUCUGAGUAGGACCAGUGCUUUUUUUCUGGGGGGUACGCAGGGGUACGCAUACCCCUAAACAUUUUGUGAAUCUUUUUAUUUUUGUCCAUUUGCUGUAUUUAUUUUCCUCAAUUUUAACUAUAAAAUGGUGAUUUUCUUGAGUCAAAUUAAGAGUACCCCUAAACAGUAUUUUAGAAAAAAAAGCACUGAGUAGGGCAAAUACUAGGUACAACCCCAAAUAAGCAUCAACCCUACAGAAAAAGGCUUAGGGUUGUGUUCAGCUAAGUCUUAUUCAUAACAGACCAAUAGAAACAAAAAAUGAGUGCAAAGGCACUUGGGAUGACGGGUCAGUAUGUGAACACAUCACCCCCUCCCAUGGUAUAUUUAGAGGUGUUGUUGCAUUUGUUCUUUUAGUUACCCAGUCUCAAAAAUUCAGAUAUAGGCCUGCAAGCAUCUAUUGGCCAUUGCCUGUGUGUAGAUGGUGGUGAAGCUGCCACAUGUUCAAGCCAUUGUGUGACUUUUCUUUAUAAAAUUUAAUUUCAGCUGUGAUGCAUUUUUAAGCACUGCACAAGGCUGAGCGUACUUUCCUGCUCUGCUACUCCAGCCCUAGAGCAUUAGCCGGUCUUUUUAACAAAACGUUGAUGAAGUUGCUGCUUUAAAAUUCGCCCCAAAGCUUAAAAGAAAUAUCAGCCCCAAUCUAUUGCUUCAUUCCCUUUGGUUAUCAGAUGACUCUGUGUUUUUCUAGAAGGGAGAUUUACAGAGACACCCCUGCCGCUUAUAAGAACAUAAGAAGAGCCCGCUGGAUCAGGCCAAUCAGCCGUUUAGUCCAGCAUCCAGUUCUCAUAGUGGCCACCCAGAUCCCUCUGGGAAACCUUCAAGCAGGACCCAAGCACAAUAUUACUCUUGUGAUUUCUAGCAACUGGUAUUCAGAAGAAUUACUGCCUCUGGCUGUGGAGGCAGAGCAUCAUGGCAAGUAGCCAUUGAUAGUGUUACCCUCCAUGGAUUUGUCCAAUCCUUUUUCAAAGCCACCCAUUGCGUGGUGUGUACAUUUGGCCUCUGGCAAGCAGGUUUGGACGUGGCAAGCAGGAGGGAUGUGGGUGGCGCUGUGGUCUAAACUGAGCCUCUUGGGCUUGCUGAUCAGAAGGUCGGUGGUUCGAAUCCCCACAACAGGGUGAGCUCCUGUUGCUCGGUCCCAGUUCCUGCCAACCAACAGUUCUAAAGCACCCCAAAGAAAGUGCAAGUAGACAAAUAGGCACCACUUCAGCGGAAAGGUAAAUGGCAUUUUCGUGCGCUGCUCUGGUUUCAGUUUCCAUUGUGCCAGAAGUGGCUUAGUCAUGCUGGCCACAUGAACCAGAAAAACAGUCUGCGGACAAACGCCAGCUCCCUCGGCCUGUAAAGCGAGAUGAGUGCCGCAACCCCAGAGUUGUCUGCAACUGGACUUAACUGUCAGGGGUCCUUUACCUUUACCUUUAAGCAGGUUUGGUAGUCUUUGUGUUAUUCCACAAACCUGCAUCACCUAUUUGGGACAAAAUAAAUCUACGUGUGCCAGAAGAUACGAAGCUUCUCUGAAACCACUUUUACCUUCCUUAAAGCCACUUCAGCUAGGAAAGAAAGGCCACCUUAAGCUGAUGGAAUAUGUGCAGCUUGCGGCCUUAACAUAUAGAAUAAGAGAACAAGAAGAACAUAAGUUUAGAGAAGAUUGGAAAAUGUUUAUUGAAUAUAUGGGGGCAAUUGUGUACACCUGAAAACGUUGGUAGCAUUAAGAUAAAUUCAACAGUGUAAAUAAGUUUUGUUGGAUGUAAUAAUGGAAUACAGAUGGUUUUGUUUAUGUAAAAUAUGCAGGGAUUUAUGAUAUACAAAAUGAACCAUGGAAAGAGAAUAAGGGAAGUCACUGAUAUUUUAAGGAUGUUUAAAUGAGUAUUCUAAAUUGUAAAACAGAAAAAUUAUAUAAAAAAGAAAAACAAAGCUCACCUCAGCUUCACUUUCUCUGUACUGGGGCCGUUUAUUGGUGUCAUUGAGGUUGCAACUCUGAUUGCAUUUUUCUGGUUGUACGUCCCACUGAACCCAGUAGGAAUUGCUUUUGAGUGCACAUGUAUGGGAUUGUGCUGUUAGCCAUGCAACGAACAAACACCAUUGGCAGGUUAUGGGAUCAGAUCUACACCCUGCUUCCCCUCCCAUGUACAUGCUUUCUUAAUCACCUUUCUCUUUCUCCUCUGCAGUUUGCUGGCGUAGAGGCUGGUUAUGCCUGUUUCUGUGGCCACGAAGGGGAUGUCCGACGUAGCCAGCCAGUGAGUGCCGUGGAAUGCGACCAAGUCUGCUUUGGCAAGUCCAGCGAGUUGUGCGGAGGAGAUGGCCGGAUUGGCAUAUACAAUGGUAAGUGUGAGGACGCAGGAGGCUUAUCACAGAUCAAAGGUUUUUUAAUCCAAAAGAUGUACGCGCAUCUGCUCUGCAUGCCUGAUGACAUAGAUUUUUAUGCACAGAGGUAGAGAGAAGUGUUUUUCUCUGUCUCCCAUUGAGGGAGAAUUCAGAGGACACCCAGGGAAAUCCAUGGGAAGCAGGGCAGCACAAAAUUAAGGCUGCAGUCCUCCAUACACUUACAGGCAAUGACCAAUCGAUGCGCGCCCAAUUGAUGCAUGACCGCGCAUACAUGCAGUGUGCCAAACCCAGAAGUGACUUUUAAAAUGGCCCUAAGAGAGCCCAGAAAGGGCGAAAAAGCAGUGCCUAGCCAUCCCACAAGCCUUUGCAAGUGCAAUCCCAGGAGCCCUUGCACCGGCCGUUGAGACCUGUGUGGAGGUGGAGUCUGAACAAGGGGGUUUGGAGGGAGCGAUUGUGCUGGAGUUUGGCGUCUGGUAAGUUGCCGCUGGUUUUUUAAAGGGUUUUUCAAGGGUUUCCAGAGGUUUAGAGGACGUUUGCAGGCUUUUUCAAAUUGUGUUUCAAAAUAUACGUAAUUUCACCUCGGAACUUAAGCCCUGCGUAAAUUGGGUGUUGCCUGCCCUUGGGAGCGAGUCUUGCUGAACUCAUACUUCCAUGUGGACACAUGUUGGAUUGCAACGCAUCUUAAGGAAUUUGUUGCCACAAAGAGUGGUGAUUGAUGGCCCCUAGCUACGUGGGCAGAGCACAUGGUUUGUAUGCAGAAGGUCGCAGGUCCAUUCUCCAGCAUCUCCAGGUAGGGCUGGAAUUGCUUCUUGGCUGACACCCUGCAGAGUUGGCCUAGAUGGAUCAUAUAGAGCCAGUGUGGUGUCACAGUGAGAGUGUUGGACCUAGGAUCCGGGAGACCAGGGUUCAAAUCCCCAGUCGGCCAAGAAACUCACCGGGUGACCUUGGGCAGGUCACUGUCUCUCUCAGCUUAACCUACCUCACAGGGUUGUUGUGAGGAUUAAAUGAGGAGUGGGAGAACCAUGUACACUACCCUGAGCGACUCAGGAACAUGACAAAAAAAUAAAAAUAAAUGUCUGACUUUGUAUAGGACAACUUUCUGUGUUCCAUAUCCUAUGCCUUAAAAAAAAAAGUGAUUAGAUAUGUUCAUGGAGCCUCAGAAGUCUGCCAACGGCCGUGACCCACAAUGGUAUACAGUUUAUGGGAACCUGGAGUUUCCAUAGUGCUCUGUGCUCGCAUGUGCUUGCUCCCAUGCACCUUGCCCCAACAGAGGGUGCUAAAAUUUCACAACUGUGAAAGAGAGGAUCCUGAUUGGAAAUAGACAGGACACUUCAUGGAAGGACUUUUUGAGUAUUUUGGUUUAGAAAAGGGACUCUUUCCCGGGCCUUCUCCAAAGCGGAUCUCCCAUCUUUCCAGUCUCACGUUCUCUCGACAUCUGGAUUGCAUUUAUUUAUUUAUUUCUAACCAAUGUUGGUUUUUGAGAAAUUUUUCAUUUUCCUGUUUUCCAGACACGGUUGAUUUGUUUUCUUUCCCCAGUUUUGACUCUCAGGGAUGUCAAAGUGCAGUGUAUACACUUAACUGUUGAGUUUUGUUUUUUGUUUUGUUUUUAAAUGUUUUUUGACAACAAAUAUAAUGCUUUUUGGGUGCCACCCACAUUGUCUCAGUAUUUUUUACAAUAGCCCUCUACUGUACGAUGCCUGAAUGAUAUUAUUACAGCAUGUAAAUAAUUUAUUAUUAUUAUUAUUAUUAUUAUUACAGUUUAUCUACCACUUAAUUACAAUUAUCUCUAAGUGGUGUACAGCAAGCUGAGCAAAUACAACAGAGAUAAAAAGCUAACUCUAAGAUCAAAAAUGACUUUUAAUUACUGCUGAAAUAGAAAUCUUUAGUAGGCGCCAGAAGUUCAACAGGGAGGGGGCAUGUCUGAUCUCAUUUGUAAGUGAGUUCCACAAAAUGAUGCCCACAACCCUGAAUGCAUGGCUCCUUGUGGACACAAGUCAUGCAUCUGAGCUGUGGGGAACCGUGGUGAUUCCCCUGUAGACCUCAGGGAUCAGGCACAGGUAUAAAGGAUCAAGCGGUCCUUAAGGUAUAUCAAAUACAGGGGAAUUCUCACUUACGCAUGGGGUUCCAUUCCUGGCUGCUGUACAUGUCACUGGGAUGCAUGCGAGUGGGGAUUAUCCUGCCCCUCUCUGCCCCUACCCCCAUUCUGCCUCUUUUCAGUGCCGGAAAUGGCACACAAGUUAGCCGGAGCGGGUGUGCUGAUCAUGUAUACGUGGGGAGACGCCUGGGCUGUUAUUGUAGAAUGUUAUAGUAUACUGUAAUUGUUUGGUACACUUGGGUCAUCCCAUUUGCCAUCUCAAAAAAAUGAUAAUAGUUUGUUUUUGUGUUUAUUUAUUACGUUUUAAAAAUCUCUUCCUUUAUAUUCACAACAACCUCAUGAAGCUGAACUGAGAGAUCAGUAAAGGUCUAAGGUGACCCAGGUCACUCAAUACGUUUUGUGAAUGAGUGAGGAUUAUAGUCUUGCCACUACACUGUUUAUCUCUCUUUUUGGUGUGUUUUUUUUAAAGGGUGAGUUUGUGUCUCUUGCCAUGAUUGAAAACAAUGGAGGUACACUUCUUUUUUUUUAAUUAAAAAGUAUACUUCAUUAUUAUACCCGGAAAGGUCCUCCCCCCCUUUCAGAGUACAGUGGUACCUCGGGUUACAUACGCUUCAGGUUGCAUACGCUUCAGGUUACAGACUCCGCUAACCCAGAAAUAGUGCUUCAGGUUAAGAACUUUGCUUCAGGAUGAGAAGCACGGCGCGGCGGCAGUAGGAGGCCCCAUUAGCUAAAGUGGUGCUUCAGGUUAAGAACAGUUUCAGGUUAAGUACAGACCUCUGGAACGAAUUAAGUACUUAAUCCGAGGUACCACUGUACCUCCAAUUAAAACUUAACAAUUAAGGAGUCUUACCUGCUGUGUCUCUGAGCGAUUCACUGUUCUGAGCAUGGCCAUUUUCUUCAGUGGCAGGUCAUUGCACAGUGUCUCUACAUUAGAGGCAAAUGAUUGCCAGGCCAGAGCCAAAGCUGGUUGGAAGGAGGUAAGAUCAGAGCAGCAAAUUACAUAGAGCAGCAACAGACAGCCUCCUCUGCAGGUGGGUCAGUCUGCUGCAUUGGGAGUGGCUGAACCAUCCAAUCUCACCCAGCAUCAAUGUGCAGCAACAUUAGCACCCCCUAGUGGUGGCUGUUUGGAAGGAGGCAAGGCCAGAUCAGUAAAUUACAGAGAUGCGGCAGGCAAAAUCCCCUGGAUAUGGAAGUGGGUGUUUUGGGCCCACAAAUUAACCUAACUGCUUUCUCACAGUGAGCUGCCUUGCACAACCCAGUGUGCUCUGGCACGCAGUUCAUUAAUUACUAUAUGAUGUAUUAUCACCCCAGUUAUAAGGUUUGCAUCGAGUGUCUCCGACUGUGGCUUCCAGAGGUCAGGAUCCAGAGAGCGUGUACCACCAGCCCUCUGUUCCUACUACGAACCUGGUAUGCCAGGGAAGGGGCAAAACUCAGUGGAAGAGCAUCUGCUUUGAACACAAACGAUUCUUGAUUAAAUCCUUGCCUGGCAACGCCACAUAGUGCUGGGAAUGUCCUGUGUCAGAAACACUGGAGAGCUUCCCCAGGCAGGGAAGACAAUUCUUAGUUAGAUGGACCACUGGUCUGAUGAAGUGCAGGUGAAUUCUGGGCAUCAAGGGCGCCAUCCAGGCUGAGGUACCAGCAUGCAAUCUUGCCCUAUUCACAUGACUGUCUAGGGCCAAUCACAACCAACCAGGCCGUGUAAAGCCUUACUUCAGAGCUUGCUGCUCAGUCUGAGCAACUCACCUCCAGCGUGAGGAGGUUGCCAAAGCGCUGCCCACCAGUCUCUUAUGGCUGCCUUGGAUCUUGACCCGCCUGGUUCCGACUGAGCCCUUGCUUCAGUCAGAUCCUCUGAGGCUGACGGGUCUUCUUGACCCCUGCCUGUCUGUGGCCAUGUGCACCUUCCUCCAGUCUUUCUGAUUCUAGUUCUGAGUCUUGACGUCCACUUGGCUUGGGACUGUGUACUUGCUUCUGGGCUGUGUGGGCAGACAGGCAGCCCCCUGGCAAAGUCCAGCAUGUCUGAAGCUUGAUCCUGCUAAAAAAAGUAAGAAGAGCUCGUCUGGAUCAGACCAAAGGUCUGCCUAGCCCAACUUCCUGUUUCCCAGAGUGAUGCACCAGAGGCCAGUGAGCACAACAGCACUCUCUCCACUCAUGAACAACUGGAAUUCAGAGGCAUACUGCUCCGAAAUUGAAUGUAAUACACAGCUAUGAUAGGUAGCAGCCACUGAUAGUCUUAUCUGCCAUCAAUUUUCUAAUCUCCCUUUUAAGUUGUCCAAUAUGGCGGUCAUUGCUACUUUUGGCAGUAGCGAGUUCUGCAGCUUAACCAAAUGCUGCGCGUGAACUACUUCCUUUUGUCUGCCUUGAAUCUUCUGCCAUUCAGCUUCCUCAGAUGGCCCCAGGCUCUAGUAUUACGAGAUGCGGUGAGAAGCUUCACUCUGUUCACUUUCUCCACCCCAUGCAUAAUCUUACACACCUCUGUAAAACCCGGUUCCAAUUCUGUAAGCAGUCUUACUCAUGCAGAAGAUGAUUGGCUCCUUGUCUGGAUGGGAAAUUUAUUACCAGAAGCUGGGCUCUGUUAGUGUAACCGCAUGGAAAGGUGUUUCGCACAAACGCUCACAAUGUGGAAAGCCAUUUUGUGCAAAGGGGCAGGGUUUUUUUGUCAUUGAAAAUUAAAACAAAAAACUGGGGAUCCUAAAAGUUGCAUCCCUCUAUUGAUUACAUUUUUAUUCUGAUCCUUCCCUCCCUACCCCCCACCCUGCUUGUCUCUCCACCCCACAGUAUCCAUGGGUGCCUGCCAGGGAAACUUCAGCGAUCUCUCUGGAGUGAUUUACUCUCCGCAGUUCCCGGAUGACUACGAAGCCGACAGCAACUGCAGCUGGUCCCUGCACCCCCUGGGCUGCGAGUCCGUGGAGGUCACCUUCCGGAUCUUUGACGUGCAUGACCCCAACGACCGCCUGGAGCUGUGGGAUGGACACAGCAACCUCUUGCUGGCUCAGUUUGACGGGCGCCGGAGGCCGGGGGCUCCCCUGCUGUUCCCCACCGACCACCUGCUCCUCUCCUUCCAUUCGGAUCAGCUCCUGCAAGCCCAGGGCUUUGCCAUCUUGUACAGAGGUAUGCGCCAAGGCCUGACUCUGCGAUGCAUCUGCCCCAGGGGUAGAAUGGGCGGGAUAAACCUGUUCCACCUGGGUUGAGUAACGCUGCAGCGAUCACCUGCAAAGGAGGUAGAUCAGGGGAAAGAAGCCUCUUCCCGAGUGGGUCUGGAGGGCCGCAGCAAGGACCGAAAGUAAGAACCCUGCUCCCACAGCAGAAGACUUCAAGGUGGUGUGGUGUGCGGCUGAGGCAGAGAGAGGCUGUCUUUGAACUCCAGGACUCACUCCAGCGUCUGCCAACUCUUCCCUGGGGCUCAGUGUGUCAGAGUCUCUAAUUAGAAGCUCUUGCUUCCACACCUGCAAAGGGAGGAGGGUGACCGGCCCUUUGAACUGGGGCCCUGGGAAUGGGGAGGAUUUCUUUUGACAGCGCUUGGGAAGCCCUGCGUGUGGGUUCCUCGCACUCGCUCACCCUCCCGCUGGUGACAGCACCUUUGAAAUAGUCACCCAAUGGGUUAACUACAGGCAAGUUUCUCCUGGUGUGUCCCUUUGAACUUUCUGUGCAGCCGCAGGCCUGUAGCCAAAAAUGAUUGUGAACUAAAAGUGGGUAGGGCACCUGGUUGGGGGAAUGGGGCGGGGGGUGGCAGAAUGAAUACAGAAUAGAAAGAGCCUAAAUACAAGUGGCCUGAUGCAUUGCUGUUUAAUUGUAUAAACUAUUAAUACAAUGGCUUUCUUGGUCGUCCCUGGGCCUCUGUGUCCGUUAGCCAGGAAACAGGAAAGGUACCGUCUUAUCGAUCGUCAGGCAAAAUACCUGCUGGUGGCCUUUGUUUGUUAAAUUUGGAUGCUGCCCGAUCCUGCCAGAGUUGCUCAGGGCAGAAAAGGUCAACGUGUUAGAACAGCAGGAUUUAAAAUGCAAACGAAAACCUAUUUAAACACAAUUAAAAACCACCUAAGAAAGCUUUUUAAAAGCCGAGAACGUCAAAAGCUGAGAACUUUAAAACACUUAGAAUUUUAAAAACCAUUUAAGAGCAAUUGCACACCCUCACAGCUAUAAAUUUCAUAAUUUACAUCACCACCCCACACUUUGCAGUUCAUUUCUGGGUCACCUGUCUUUCUGGGAAGCAGAUUUGUUUUGCAAGAGCUCCAAAUCGACAUCACUUGUGACAGUCUUGAAGUGCCCUGGGGCUCUUGCUUCACAAUUGUGACACAGUUGGGGUCAUCUAGUCCAACUCCCUGCAAUGCAGGAAACUCAUCUAAGGCAUCCAUGACAGAUGACCAUCCAACCUCUGCUAAAAAACCUCCAACGAAGGAGAGUUCAUUAUCUCCCGAGGGGAGACCGCUCCACUGUGGAACAGCUCUUACUGUCAGAAAGGUUUAGUCGGAAUCUCCUUUCUUGCAAUUUGAAGCCAUUGGUUUGAGAUCUUCCAUGUGACAGCUCUUAAGAUAUUUGAAGAUGGCUAUCAUAUCUUUUCUCAGUCUCUUCUUUCGCAGGCUAAACAUACCCAGCUCCCUCAACCAUUCCUCAUAAGGCUUGGAUUCCAGACUUUGGGAACAGGGUUGGCUAAAAAUCCACUGUGAAGACAAUAAACUGUUUUGAUUUCCCUGCAGGAGUGAAAGGUCCCCUUAUCAACGGAGCCCGGUCUGAUUUACGAACUCUACCUGGUGAUGGAUCCCGUCUCAUCCCAACCUCCUCCGAUUGGUUGAACUCCACCUGGACCUACAGCGCCAAUGACUCUGCCAUUGGGGUAGGAGGUAAAGAACUAGACUUGAGGCAGGGCUUGGCCCUCGAUGCUGCAGCUUGUGCUAUAACCCGAUUGGCUGGCUCAAGUCAAAACAGUCUCUGAUGAGGACAUUCCCUGCAGGAACUACUGAUUGCACACAUGUGCCUGCCAGACGACCCCUUUUUUUAAAGAAAGCGAGAAGUUAACUUUUGCAAAGGAGAGUACAGAUCAGAGAAAGGCAACCUAUGUGUGCUCAAUCCUUUCUCUACCUACCAUUUCACCAUUCUAAACCCAUUCCCAUAACAUCUUCCCAAUUCCACACACAGGAUUACAGCCGCACUUUUUCAAGGAUAGCAUGUAAGUGGUACCAGAGCGUGGGGCGGGGUGGGGAAAUCUCACUGUGGGUGCCAUUUGGAACUAAGAAACAGGGAGGAAAAGGGUAAAGUCCUCUCUCUAUUCCACUGUCUACAUUUCCUUCUCUUAAAGCAGCUUCUACAAAAACAACCGCCAAACCCUAAAAUAUUAAGAUUCUCUAAUAAUACACAUUCACACAUAAUUUAAUAGGGAUGCGUGAAGAAUUGGAUCUUUGCAAAUUCCAAUAUGAACUGAUCUGCUCUUCCUGUACUAAUGUGUGAAUUGGAAUUUUGUCACCCACAAAUGUCCAGGCUCUCUGAAUGUUCCAAUGCUAUUCUUGGCUCAAAAAACGUAUCAAAAUACUUUGAAAUGCAUGUUUUGAUAGAAAAAUAGGUUUGGAAAUGCAUGUUUUGAUAGAAAUUAAUCUGCAAUUUUUUUAAAAAGUAGAAUUGAUGUGGAAAUGGCACAGAAUGAACUUAUGGGUGACCACGAGCAAAAAGGGCACAGAUUUGAAGUAAACUGAUUUGCCCAUCUCCAAAGUGCAGCUAGUUGACCUUCGGUUCCCACGCUGUGUAAAAUUUGCUGUGGUGCAAUCCAGCCACCAGGGGUCAUAGUCUGUACCGUUGUAACAUAAUGCACUUUGUAGUCAGCUGUGAGUUAAAUGACAUUAGAGAUCCUGAACUCUCUCUUAUUCUGGGCAAAGCUUUGCACACCUUGCACUUAAAUAGAACGAAUGAAAGAAAAAUCAGAACUCAGCACGCAGUAAAAACUGGAUUCUGUGACCUAUGUAUUAUUAAGCACAAUUAUUUCACAUCUGUUGAUUUUGCACAACCCUUACUAGCCAUGGGGAAGGGAAGAGAGCUGGGCAGGGCAGCCUUAUCCCUAUUUUGCUUUUGCCAAAAACCCUGCUUGGCUGUCACCCCACCUGGUUUCUGCAGCAUUGCCCAUGCGCUUUCACAUCUGUAUAUCUACAGGGACUAGGAGCAUGAAACAAAAAAACCCCAAGUCUCUCAGAUUGCUGAGUGCUUGCAUGGUGCAAUUGAGGAACUGUGGAAUGCAUACAGCCCAUGGGAUGAGGCCUUACAUUGCUAACAUGACUACUACAUUUAUUGUCUGCCAACAUGCAUGCAAAGCUCUCGCUGUGUGUAUACACACACACACACACACACACACACACACACAGAGAGAGAGAGAGAGAGAGAGAGAGAGAUGUAUACAGAGAAAACCUUUACACGGAUUUGCACCAUGUUUUAAAUUUCCCUCCGAAAAUAAACAGCUCCUUGUCCAAGAGGAUUUUUUUGAGUUUGUUCCAUUUCUCCGGUAAACAGCUGGUUUUCCCAGGGAAAGCAGCAGGACUAAUCCCCCCCCCCCCGCAAAAAAAAAUUCCUCUUGGGUCCAUGACUUGAAAUCAUGGGACAAACAAAAAUGUGGAUGGGCCCUUUUAAAUCUGGAGCCAACUUCUGCUUUCUCAUGGGUCUUCUCUCUUCUCCAAAUACUGUAGUCUUGUUAUUGUUACUAUUACUAUCACUAUUUUAAUCUGUGUGCCCCUUUUGUGCCCUAAAGCGGCUCACGAGACCGUCGUCUAGGUGUAUUUUGCUGUACAACUCCCACCUCCCAAUCUUUAUUUUGUGCUGAUGGUUAUAUAGAACAUUUGGCACAACCUGGUGGCAAUUUUGUAUUUAUUUAUUUAUUUAUUUAUGAAAUGUGUAUACCAUCCUAUACCCGCAGAUUUCAGGAUGAUUCACAACAUAAAAUCACAAUAAAAAAACACACAAAAUACAUCAUAAAAACAAAUACAACGUAAUAAUCCCUGCUUACAAAAACACAUUUUAAAAGGGCAUCAGGUGUCAAUCAGCCAAAGGCCUGGUGGUGAGGAGGCUGUGCAAUGUCAGAGGGACUAGAAGGUGCUUUAAACCGGGGAAGGGGAGCCCAAAGCCCUCCAAGUGGUGCUGGAUCCCAUCUGCCCCAGCCAGCAUGCCCAGUGGUCAGGGAUAACAGGACUUGUUGUCCAAUGACAUUUGGAAGGCCGCCGAUUCCCUGUCCCUGUUUUAAAUCACCACUCUUGACAAACAUAAACAAGAUGUUGGAGCUCUGUGAUCAAAGCUGCUGUCUUUAAAAAGAACUGCUUUUAAAAAAUAGAUGGUAGGUCUGAUCACAGGUCCCAACCAGCUUCCUACUUGGCUCAGUAAACAGAUUGGAAAUGGCUGACCUUUUGGCUUUUUGGAUCUGCGUGACGCAGCAGACAUUAUAAAUUUAUAUGAAAUGCACAGGAUGUCUACCAAGCAGGUAUUGGUCAGCUUUUUACACAGAAAUGUAAGCUGACCAGUAUAGCAUCCUCUUAUCAUAUUUGCAAUGUCUGAAAGUAAUUUCCUUUUCACUGUGAGAGCUAGAAAGAGACUUAAUUCUGUAGGGGACUCAGCAUGGUGAUUAAUCAACCCUGCCCUGUAGCUUUCUAGAUCUCGGUGGAAGGUUGUACAUAACUAGUGUCUUCUGUUCUUUUGUUAACACAGCUUGGGUGAUGUACACAGCUACAGGGACCUUCAUCCUAGCCAUCCUCAUCAUCUCGUUCCAUCUACGCAAGAGGUAGGCUGGGGUUUCAACUGGAUGAUGGGAGUCAGACAGAGGUUUUGCAUUUCAUUCCCAUCUUUGGGCGAUAUUGGGGGGGGGGCGGUAUUGUAGGGAGCAAAGAGUCCUAGAUUCUGCCCCCUUUUUGUGGAAUGACAAGGAGUUAAGAGGAAGUGAGUCACUUUGGUCAUGUUGGCAGAGGAUGCUGGGAACUGUAGUCCAAAAACAUCUAGAGAUCCCCACACUGGCUACCUUUAAUCUAGAGAGUCUUGUACACGUUGGACAUUAGAUACGUGCUCAGGAUGCUGGGCCGUUGCUAGUGGUGGCGUCAAUCUUUGACUCACCUGAUUGCACUGUUUGUUUGUUUUCUUAUCUCCAGGACCUGCCUCUUUGUGCAGAAGAAGACUGGCAGCUCUCUGGGCCCUUUCUCCUCCAAAGGCCCGCGAAGCCGCUGCCAGUGCCUUGGGGGCGAGGCGUGGGCCGUGGCCUACCGCCACACCCGGGUCGUGAUCUGCACCACGCGCGGCGCCCCACACCACCGCCCCUUGCGCAACGGGGGCGGGGUUGCUGGGGACGACGAGGCCUCCUCGGACUGCUCAUGCCUGUGCCACAGUUACGAGAACCUUUCAUCCACCAACCAGUCCUCUCUCAAAUCUCUCAUCUCCACCAUCUGAGGCCAUGCGAACCUUAUAACUUCCACCUUCACCCCUGUCAUGACCAGCUCCCUUUCUGCUGCCAGAUCCCUGGAGCAGAACUUCCCCAGUUUGCUAGGAACCAAGAAACCAACCUUAUAAGCAUAUGCUCUGCGGGUUGGAGGCAGGGGAGACGGAAUUUAAUGGAAGCCAAUGCACCAUUUGGCACAGAUAAGAACGUUCUGGAGAAACUGAAAGUUGUUUUGACAGCAGGAACUUGUGUAGCAACAUUGCCUAAACAACCUUCUCUGGGCCAGGAGAGUACUGAGGUGGUGAGAAUCCUAUUGCCACAUCCCUUUGGGGGAGACAUCUGUGCCUUCUUUGAAGCUGGGAUUUUCCCUGGGGUUUUGUAAACCUUGCCUGUGGGACAAAGAGUUUUGGUGGAAGUCUCCCAUCGUGGCAGGAUUCAUACCUGCAUGGAAUUUAGGACUGUGUGACAGGAGAGAUGCGUUCUCUAUAACACAUGGAAGUUCAGGCAUCUCGCAGGUUCACGUUUUGUGAGACGCCAAGGCCUGGGAAUGGUGAGAUCCUGGCUGCAUCCUCCAAGAGGCUGGAGCGGGGAAAGCCUUCAGUUCCACAGGCUCAUCCGUGGAUGCUGAAUUGGGGCGGGGGGGGCAGGGAAUGGUGGUAUUCGUGUGCAGAUCCCAUUACCGGUGUCACUUUGGGGACAUUUGGGUGCAAACAGAGGCCACGGGGCACUUGAAAGACUUUUCACUUGGCUACACGGGGGUGCAAAGACACACCAAAAAAGAAGAGGGGAGAUCAAAACCAGCCCCCUUGCCUAUUGUGUCCCAGAGCCGCACGAUGGAUUUUGGAACAUAAAACCUUCAUUAAAUUAUUUUCAUAUCGGUA
Messenger RNA from Podarcis lilfordi (Lilford's wall lizard), 30833 nucleotides. The record is from the annotation of a GenBank genome assembly. NCBI's taxonomy places the organism in Eukaryota, Metazoa, Chordata, Lepidosauria, Squamata, Lacertidae.